GCAGCAAAGUACACUCUACCCUCUAAUUUCCUUUAAACAAAGCUUUCUGUUUAUCUUCUCCAAUUCAUGAACAAAAUGGCUGAAAAUCUGAUUCAUGCCCUUCAAUAUAGCGGCUAUGGCGGAGGCGCUGCUGGUUUGAAGCAUGUUGAAGUUCCAAUCCCUACUCCAAGUCAAGGAGAAGUUUUGCUUAAACUGGAGGCAACUAGUCUAAACCCAGUUGACUGGAAAAUUCAGAAAGGGAUGCUGCGCCCAUUUUUACCUAGAAAAUUCCCCCACAUACCUGCUACUGAUGUAGCAGGAGAAGUCAUAAAGGUUGGACCAGGAGUCACGAAUUACAAAGAUGGGGAUAAGGUUGUGGGCAUGCUUAAUCAUUUUAGUGGAGGUGGACUAGCUGAAUUUGCUGUGGUUAAGGAGAGUUUGGCAGUUGCAAGGCCUCCAGAAGUAUCAGCUGCUGAAGGUGCAGGCUUGCUUGUUGCUGGUCUCACAGCUCACCAGGCACUCACCCAAUCCGCUGGGAUCAAGCUUGAUGGAAGUGGCCAGCAAGUAAAUCUUCUGAUUACUGCUGCUUCAGGUGGUGUAGGUCAAUAUGCAGUUCAACUGGCAAAGCUUGGAAACACACAUGUGACAGCCACUUGUGGGGCUCGUAAUAUGGAUCUAGUCAAGAGCCUUGGAGCAGAUGAGGUUCUUGACUACAAAACUCCUGAAGGGGCGGCUCUGAAGAGCCCCUCUGGUCGCAAAUAUGAUGCAGUGAUCCACUGUGCAAUGGGCAUUCCUUGGUCUACUUUUGAGCCUAAUCUGAGUGCAAACGGAAAGGUAAUAGAUAUAACACCUGGUCCUAGUGCUUUGCUAACUUUUGCUAUGAAAAAGCUUACCUUGUCAAAGAAGCAGCUGGUUCCACUGCUUAUGAAACCUAAGAAGGAAAACCUUGAGUAUCUUGUAAACUUGGUGAAAGAAGGGAAGCUUAAAACAGUAAUUGAUUCAAAGUAUCCCCUAGGUAAGGCUGAAGAAGCAUGGGCUAAGAUCAUGGAUGGUCAUGCCACUGGUAAGAUAAUUGUGGAGCCUUAAAUGUCACUUGUAAGCAAUUAAACAAUGAUGCUUGGAGGUGAUGUUGCCGGCAGUUGGUCGGGUUUCGGUAUCGAUUGCUGAUAAUGCUAUGGAUAUUCAGGAUUUGUGGACUUUGUUAUUGAAAAUUAUGUUUACUAAAUGUAUGUUGAAGACUACACUUCAGACGUGGUUGCAAUUAUUUUUUUUCUUUUUUGUGUUGUAAGCUUUGUAUCCACAUAUAUUCCUACUUGUUUUCUGGA
Hibiscus syriacus is the source of this 1304-nucleotide messenger RNA. RefSeq names its product chloroplast envelope quinone oxidoreductase homolog. The transcript is spliced from 4 exons. The coding region runs from base 67 to 1065 and encodes 332 amino acids. Gene Ontology annotation, molecular function: oxidoreductase activity. NCBI's taxonomy places the organism in Eukaryota, Viridiplantae, Streptophyta, Magnoliopsida, Malvales, Malvaceae. The record is from RefSeq and is a predicted model, not a curated record.